This is a messenger RNA of Staurois parvus, 370 nucleotides long. NCBI's taxonomy places the organism in Eukaryota, Metazoa, Chordata, Amphibia, Anura, Ranidae. The record is from the annotation of a GenBank genome assembly.
UGCAAGCGUCGUCAGGCAGGCCGGGUCAAUAACAAUCGGGCAGGUAGGUACAGGGGGUCAGGCAGAGAAUGGUCGGGGUCACAAGCCAGGGAUCAAACAGGAGAAGUCAGCAGAGAUCCGGAUCAGGCAGGGUCGGCAACAAAUCAGACAGGGACAGGAACAGGAACAGGAAUGCAGGUAACAAGAUACAGGGGCCCAUAGGAAAACACACACCAAGGCACAGACUGCAGGUCUGGCCAUCCCUUAAAUACACCUGCAAUCAGCAUUCCGGGUGGAAUGCCUAAGAAUACACCUAGACUGAUGACAUCUAGUGGCCGACUUGCUGAUGACAUCUGCCUGGUAUCAUAAGUCCAGAGCACCAGGAGCAGGU